This is a messenger RNA of Malania oleifera, 1368 nucleotides long. Its product is annotated as scarecrow-like protein 14. Lineage: Eukaryota; Viridiplantae; Streptophyta; Magnoliopsida; Santalales; Ximeniaceae. The coding region runs from base 1 to 1368 and encodes 455 amino acids. The record is from RefSeq and is a predicted model, not a curated record. The transcript is spliced from 2 exons. Gene Ontology annotation, molecular function: sequence-specific DNA binding; DNA-binding transcription factor activity. Gene Ontology annotation, biological process: regulation of DNA-templated transcription. Gene Ontology annotation, cellular component: nucleus.
AUGGAUUUUCCUUCUCUUCCACCUGAUCAGCAGGAGCCAGCUGAUUGCUUGUCCCCGCCUUCCAUGGUGAACCAACCUGAAGGAGACUCUGCCAAUCGGCGACAUUUUCCUGAUACCAUUUUCAACGAAAUGGCAGAGCUGCUCAUGGAGGAGGACAUGGCGGAAAUAUUCAUCGAUCCAUUGGCUCUCCGAGUCACCGAGGAAUCGUUGUACGAAGUUCUGGAUAAGCGGUAUUCUCCUUCACCCGAACAGCCCACGCCUUUCUGCAGUGUUCCUACUAGCAACUCUGUUCUUCACUCCACUUCGGCAUCCACCUCAAAAAUGCCCAUCAGUGGGAGAUCUGCCGUUGCGCCUAUGGAGCCUCAUGUAAGUUCAACACCUUCUUCUUCAAAUCCUUUAAUUAACCACAACGAGUCCGUAUUUCUGUUUCAAAGAGGGGUACAGGAAGCUAGUAAGUUCCUUCCAAACAAUGAUUUGGAAAAGUCUAAGUGCACGUGGCUUCCAAAGUGCAAGGGCGGCGACGCUGAUGAGCCGGAGGCGAAGAAUAAUCACGAGUCAUUGAGAGAUGAUGAAUCCAUAAUGUUUUUUAGGAGAGGGGUUGAGGAAGCUAGUAAAAUCCAUCCAGUUAUUGAUUUCGGCAACUAUUACUCUGCUCUGCCGCCAGGAUCCAAGGAGCCUGACGGUGGAAUGGGGAAGAAUAAUCAUGACAGGGAGGAAACAGAUGCAGAAGGAGGGAGGAGUAACAAGCAGCUGGCGGUUCGUGCGGAAGAGGAGGAGUUGUCGGAGAUGCUCGAAAAGGUUUUUCUCUUUCCGGAGGAUGAUAAGGAGCAGCAGGCCAUAAUUGAUACUGAUUGGAAGGCUGCACAUGAAAUGCUGAAGGAGAUUAGGCAGUACUCUUCUCCUUUUGGGGAUGAAACUCAAAGGAUUAGCCAUCAUUUUGCCGAUGGUAUUGAGGCACGAUUGGCGGGAGUUAGGAAUCAAAUUUAUCGUUCCUGGUAUUCUAAGAUACCGUCGCCCGAUGCUAUGUUUAAAUCUUAUCGGGCAUUUGCUUCGGCCUGCCCAUUCAGAAGGAUUAGUUUAUAUUUUGCGAACCAUAACAUUUUGGAUGUAACUAACGGAGCAACCAAGAAUCACAUCAUAGAUUUUGGUAUACAACUUGGAUUCCAAUGGCCCAUCAUUGUGCGCGAUCUCUUAGCGAGAGUUGGUGGGCCUCCCAAACUUCGCAUUACAGGACUUGAGAUCCCUCUAUCAAGAUUUUGGAGUUCACAAAAAGUUGGGGAGAUGGGACGUCAUAUGGCAAAGUAUUUUGAGCACUUUAAUAUUCCAUUUGAGUACAAUGCUAUAGAUAAGAAAUGGGAUACUAUUUAA